Messenger RNA from Periconia digitata, 2214 nucleotides. NCBI's taxonomy places the organism in Eukaryota, Fungi, Ascomycota, Dothideomycetes, Pleosporales, Periconiaceae. The record is from the annotation of a GenBank genome assembly.
CCACAUGAGCUUGAUUUCCAAUGCACCUUUUGGGGGCCAGGUUUUCGAGAUCUAUCCAAAAAUCCGCUUGGACGUCUUUCUUCUGGAGCAGGUUCUAUUGCCCCCUCGUUAGCAAUGGCCAUCGCUUACCGGCCCCUGGAUCAGACUCAGAAAGAGAUCAGACUCUUAGAAAUAAAGUCCGCAAGUCGACUGGACAAGCCACUCCGUGGAACACUGUUCCAUGCCAGGUUGCCAGAAGCCUCCUAUACUGCGCUCUCCUACGUCUGGGGCCAGCCUAUACACGACAAGUCUGCUAUCGCCAUCAAGUACGCAAAGCCAGGCGCGAGACUAUUCUCAACUAGCGGGUCAGAGACGUAUGAUCAUGAGAUCGGCAGUAGCCUCUCACGCUCACUCAGACACCUGCGACAAAAAUACGGGAAGUUCGUCAUCUGGACCGACGCGCUUUGCAUAAACCAGACCGACAAUGAAGAGAAAUCGUGGCAUAUUCCGCUCAUGAGCGAUAUUUACUCGAAAGCGAAAGAGGUCCAUGCUUGGCUAGGCCCCCGAUACGAUGACAAUGACAACCUGAUUCGCAACGUUCAUACUGCUUUUGAACUGACCAAUACAGUCUGGAGUCUUGCAGAUAAAGUUAAUAAAAGUCACAGUCUACUUCCAGAACAAGACUGGCUGGAAGCGUGCUUCAAACUUGCUAGUGCAGACGAACAAUCCGACAACCCCCAAGACUCGGAUGGACAAUGGCUCGGAUUCUCAAAUCGCUUGCGCAGCGUUGCGCUCUCUUCACGUCAAGUUGUCGACAAUCUAGCAUCUGUCAUGGAUCUCGCGGCAAACGACUAUUUUGCACGGAUGUGGAUUCUUCAAGAAACGGGGAGAGCGAAUAGACUGACUUUCCAUUAUGGCCUAAGACAGGCACCGCACCGACGUGUUCUGCUCACUCUCGCAGUUGCGAGAUCCCUGGGGAAAUCGUCGCAAGAUCUUCCCGUCAUCGAAACACUGCAGAGCCUCGACGCUCGAUUCCUGAACUGCCUUUUAGCACGCACGACGUGUGGACAAUCUCUCUCUUUCCAGCAUGUGAUGAGAGGCGCAUAUUUCACUGCGCCACCUUUGCCCCGAGCGACGAACAUGCGCGACCUUAUAUAUGCGCGAUUAGGACUUGCAAAAGACCCCAUCGGUAUCACUGUCAACUACGACUUGAGCGUUGCGGAGGUGUUUGCCGAUGCAUCUCGCUUUCUCCUGCUUGAGGGUUCGUUGGAGCUCUUGAUCACGUUCAAGCCAUAUGCGAGGCACCGCGGGGAAGUAUACACAGAAGACAAAAUGCCAUCUUGGGCAAACGACUGGUCUAUUGCGGGGAUGGAUUCUUUCGUCAGAUAUCGAGCUGCCAAAGACACAACUCAACAACUAGUCUUCACAAAUUACCGAGAUGCGACGGUGAAGCAAGCUCUCAACAUGUCAGGUGUCAGUGUUGGGAAUGUCCAAAUAACUAAGGAGAGGUUCUCCUGGACUGUACUUGAAUCUGGCCUACACCGAAGCACAGUCACCCUGGGAGAUUUGCAGGCUGUGGAUAAUGUCCUUUCAGAAGAGAAUAGGAUGGCACUGGUACAGCGGAUGGAAUACAUCUACGAAGAGCUGGGCUUGGAAGUACCGCAUGCUCACAUAGGGACGUUCUUUACUCAGCACUCAUCUCACUUUGCGCCAUUCUGGUGCUGGUGGUUAUACUGGGUCGCAUCCCUCCUAGAACUGAUUGGAGAAGCCGAGCUCCUAUAUCCAGAAAAAAAGUCAACAUACAACAUUGCUGAACUCAUCUUCCGGCACGUUCCACAAGAACUACGAGGAAACAUCAGAGUAGGCCGAUUUGGAUCGAAAGAAGGGCUUUUGGCAUUGAUUGAUUAUGAAAGAUGGUCUAGCCUCGUGACUUCGCAGGGACGGAAUGAUAAUCACCCACAAGACGAAGCUAUCAUGCAAUUGGCGGAGUGGCUGUUCCAUUCGGCGUGGGGAAUGCGGCCUGCCAUGCUCGCUGGUGGCAGACUAGCUUACAUACCCGAAGAUGCCUCACCGGAAGAUGAGAUGGUGAUCUUCUACGGAGUGAAGGCGCCGUUGGUGAUACGGAGAUGCACUGAAGACACAUAUCGCAUUAUUGGGCCCGCACACGUCUGUGGUGCGAUGGAAGGUCAAUUGAUGGAUAUUAUGACCACUCGAAAUACUUAUAAUUUGAUCUAG